Messenger RNA from Sphenostylis stenocarpa, 2586 nucleotides. The record is from the annotation of a GenBank genome assembly. Lineage: Eukaryota; Viridiplantae; Streptophyta; Magnoliopsida; Fabales; Fabaceae.
AUGACAUCCAAUAAUCCUUAUGAGAUCAUGGAUGAAGAGGAAUUUGAUUGGGAAGCAGCUGCUAGAGAAAUCGACGUCGUUUGCCAGAUGAGUAGUGACACACAGGGAAAGGGAAAACAGCAAUCCACUCUCGAUAAGUUCGUGUCUAUUGUCAAUGCCAAGAAGGAAACCCCAACACCGCAGUUCCAAGAAGAUUACCAAAGCCCUACCUUUGUCCACCACAUUGACGAGGAGGCGGCCAAAACCUGGAUAUAUCCGGUUAAUGUUCCUCUUCGUGACUAUCAAUUUCAUAUCACCGAGUCCGCACUCUUCUCAAACACAUUGGUGGCCUUGCCAACGGGUCUUGGCAAAACCCUUAUUGCUGCAGUUGUCAUGUAUAAUUACUUCAGAUGGUUUCCUCAAGGCAAAAUAGUCUUUGCUGCUCCUUCUCGGCCACUUGUCAUGCAGCAGAUUGAAGCUUGCCACAAUAUUGUGGGGAUACCUCAAGAAUGGACAGUUGAUAUGACUGGUCAGCUAAGUCCUCCCAAAAGAGCUCAAUUUUGGAAAACAAAGCGAGUAUUCUUUGUCACUCCACAAGUGUUGGAAAAGGAUAUUCAUUCUGGUACAUGUUUGGCGAAGUACUUGGUAUGUUUGGUGAUCGACGAAGCUCACAGAGCAAUGGGAAAUUACGCCUAUUGUGAAGCAGUUCGCGAGUUAAUGGCUGUACCGCUACAGCUGAGAAUAUUAGCGUUAACUGCAACACCAGGAUCAAAGCAACAGACAGUCCAGGCCGUCGUUGAUAAUCUGCAUAUCUCCAGACUUGAAUAUCGCAGCGAAAAUGACCAUGAUGUUAUCUCAUAUGUUCACAAUAGGAAGAUAGAAUUGAUACAGGUUGCAAUGGGCCCAGAAGCUGUAGAAAUAAACAGUAAGUUUAUGGAAGUAAUACGUCCUAUAGUUGCCAGGCUUUCAAAUAUUGGUGUCAUUCAGAACAGAGAUUACCGCACUGCUAGGCAAGAUCUUUCUCAUGUCAACUAUGAAGAUGUUGAAGGGUAUUUUGGAGUUCUCAUCACUCUUUAUUACAUCCAUAAGUUACUCUCAAGCCAUGGAAUAAGGCCAGCAUACGAAAUGCUAGAGAGAAAAUUGAAGCAAGGAUGCAAUAGAGACGUUUUAUACAAUGCUUUUUAUGAUUUGGACGACAGUGAUCACAGUUAUUCUGAAAGCAAGGCAACUAAUGCAGCAAAGUUUGUCUCAUGGAGCAUCGAGUCCAAAAUUGUCCAAAAUGCUAGAAGUAUUGGCGGAGCAUUUCAGACUGCUCCAAAACAGCUGAUGACAUCUUUGGAUGAGGUUGCAGAAACCAAUGAUCCGCAAAACUCCAGGGUAUUUAUCUUCUCCAAUUACAGAGAAAGUGUCAGGGAUAUAUUGAAUGCACUUGAAGAUAUUGGGGAAUUAGUCAAAGCUACCGAGUUUAUUGGUCAAAGUUCAGCAUUGUUGACAUCUGCAACUCUUCCUCCUGAGCAUAUAUUUGUAGGAAAUGUCUUAUUCUCCAGGAAAGCAAUGAAAGGUCAGUCCCAAAAGGUUCAACAGGCUGUGCUGACGAAAUUUAGGUCUGGCACCUAUAAUGUCAUUGUUGCUACAUCGAUUGGUGAAGAAGGUCUUGAUAUCAUGGAAGUUGAUCUUGUCAUAUCUUUUGAUGCUAAUAUUUCACCACUUAGAAUGAUUCAGCGAAUGGGGAGAACUGGAAGAAAGCACGAUGGACGAUUUUCUAAAGAGCUACAAAUUCCUCAUGUCUUUAAACCAGAGGUUAAAUAUGUUGAGCUGUCCAUUGAAAAAUUUGUUCCUCGUCAAAAGAAUGUGAAGGACAUUGAGCUCCACAGUUCUCCAUCAAAGGACAAACUCACUGUUGCUGAAAUUGAUUUACUUAGAACAUAUUUUCACCCUACUGGAGAAAACAAUUGUAGAAUGUCUCUUAUUGCCUUUCCCCAUUUUCAGACCUUUCCUUCUAGAGUGCAUAAAGUGAAGCAUUCAUCUGGAACGUUGAUGCUUAUAGACAUGAUGCAGCGUUUGAAAGGAGUAGCAUCAUUUCCUGAAGAUGACAAAGCUUCUUCACUUCAGGAAGAUCUGUGUUUGGGACAUAGUAAGCCAGUCAUCACUGCCCAACUUGGUAAAGCUAGAAAGGACAAUGAAUCAUGCUCUAGACAUACACUGAGAAGGAAUGUAGUCUCUGAUAAUUGUCUGGACCUGGAUUCAUGUCAUUUGGGGAUUCAAAGCAAAGACUUCGUCAAUCUAGCUUGGCAAGAUGGUACUUUAUGUGAUUUGGGUAAGAAUCAAGAAGAAACAUGUGAGGGUGAUGAGACAAUUCCCGAGACUCCAAUUUCUAAGAGAAGUGUGUCAAAUGAAGGAGAUAAUGGUGGUCAAAUGGUAAAUCCUAUGGAGAUUGAGAUUUCUUCGUUGGUUGCAGAUGCAUGCAUUAAUGGCAUGAAAUAUGAAGAACUUAGUCCACGUUUAACUAAUUUGAUUAAAAGUGGUGUUGUUCCAGAGUCUCCUAUUGAUGAAAGAGGUGGGUGUCUAAAAGGUGAUAAAGUGACGGUGUACAAUAUUUUAGAGUAA